GACAGCCGACAGUCUGACAGACCGCCGUUGUGUAUUGUUUAAUUUUACGAAAAAUAAAUAAAGUAUUCAUGAUUAAAAAUUAGGUUUGAAUAAAUAGUAAAUCAUGGCUUACCACUACGUAGUUACUGCACAGAAACCAACGGCUGUAACAGCAUGUAUUACAGGCAACUUCACAUCGCCAACAGAUCUCAAUCUGUUGGUGGCAAAGGUGUCACGUCUAGAAAUGUACUUGGUGACACCAGAAGGUCUCCAUCCCAUGAAGGAAGUUGGGCUGUAUGGCAGAGUCGCCAAGAUGAAACUAUUUAGGCCACCUUACGAAAACAAAGAUCUAGUCUUCAUUCUUACUGCAAGAUAUAACGCAAUGAUAUUGGAAUGGAGGACAGGGCCCAAUGGUGAUCUUGAAGUGGUUACCAGAGCUCACGGUAAUGUGGCUGAUCGUAUAGGAAAGCCUUCGGAGAAUGGCAUCCUGGCUGUGAUCGAUCCACAAGCAAGAGUAAUCGGUCUAAGACUGUAUGACGGUCUGUUUAAGAUAAUACCUCUUGAUAAGGAUUCUACUGAGCUGAAAGCUGCUAGUCUGAGGUUGGAAGAACUGAAUGUGUAUGAUUUAGAAUUCUUGCAUGGAUGUGCCAACCCCACUUUAAUAUUAAUUCACCAAGAUCUCAAUGGAAGACAUAUAAAAACACAUGAAAUAAAUUUAAGAGAUAAGGAGUUCAUGAAGAUACCAUGGAAACAGGACAAUGUUGAAACUGAAGCAUCUAUUCUUAUACCAGUGCCAAGUCCUUUGGGUGGAGCCAUAGUCAUUGGACAAGAGUCCAUAGUAUAUCACGAUGGACAGAGCUAUGUAGCUGUAGCACCUCCACAGAUUAAGAUGACACCAAUAAACUGCUACUGCCGCGUGGACACCCGCGGCCUGCGAUACUUGUUGGGCGAUAUAGCUGGUCGGCUCUUCAUGUUGUUACUGGAGUUGUAUGAGAGAGUUGAUGACACUCAUGCUGUAAAGGAUCUCAAGGUGGAACUGCUUGGUGAAAUACCAAUCCCAGAAUGUAUGACAUACCUAGACAACGGUGUGGUCUUCAUCGGUUCCCGCCUGGGAGACUCUGCCCUCGUGCGUCUGUCGGCCAACCGUGAUGACUCCAACCAGUAUGUGAAGGUGAUGGAGACGUUCACCAGCCUCGCUCCGAUAGUUGAUAUGUGUGUGGUGGAUCUCGAGAGGCAGGGACAGAAUCAGCUCAUUACAUGCUCUGGUGCGUUCAAGCAAGGAUCGCUACGUAUAAUACGCAACGGUAUCGGCAUACAGGAGCAGGCCUCCAUCGACUUACCGGGCAUCAAGGGCAUGUGGGCUCUCACCCUGACCCACAACUCUCCGUACCACGACACAUUGGUAUUGGCCUUCGUUGGACAGACCAGAGUAUUAACGCUGAACGGCGAAGAAGUUGAAGAGACCGAAAUAAAAGGAUUUGUAUCCGAUAGACAGACAUUCUUCACGGGAAAUGUCUGCCACAACCAGCUUAUACAGGUAUGUAAUUUGAUUAAAUAUUCUAAAGCAUAUGCCUUCGGUUCCCCCACUCACCGAAUGAAACACGGUAGAAUGCUAAUAUUUCACGCUGAUCUUCUGUGGGAGUAUGUUAAUAAAAAUAGUUCGCGAUUGAAAACUCACUCCUUAUCCUGACUUUUCUUGCUGAUUUACUUCAAAUUGUAAAUGUUAAUAGAGUGUGAGGUGUGCAUGGAGGAAGAAGUGGCGUGUCUAGACCUCGGUCCCGGCGAUGAAGAAGCACUGCUGGGCGUGGGGCUUUGGACCGACAUCUCAGUCAGAGUGCUGAAGCUGCCUGACCUUAGGCCAUUACACACUGAGAAGUUAUCUGGAGAGAUAAUACCGCGAUCGCUGCUCAUAUGCGUGCUGGAGGGCGUGUGCUACCUGCUGUGCGCCCUCGGGGACGGUUCCAUGUUCUACUUCACCGUGGACCAGGAGACUGGAGCGCUGUCUAAUAAGAAACGAGUCACUUUGGGCACGCAGCCAACCGUGCUCAGGAGUUUUAGGUCCCUCUCAACGACGAACAUAUUCGCGUGCUCGGACCGGCCGACGGUGAUCUUCUCGUCGAACCACAAGCUGGUGUUCUCCAACGUCAACCUGAAGGAGGUCACGCACAUGUGCUCGCUGAACGCGCAGGCCUAUCCGGAUAGCCUGGCGCUGGCGACGGACAGCACGGUGACGAUCGGCACCAUCGACGAGAUACAGAAGCUGCACAUCCGCACCGUGCCGCUGCACGAGACGCCGCGCCGCAUCGCCUACCAGGAGGCGUCGCAGACGUUCGGCGUGAUCACGAUGCGCGUGGACAAGCUGGAGUUCUCAUGCCCUGACGCCGGAGUGGAAAUAUGUAGCCUGCUGAUUAUAAUACACCAUCACACGUUUGAGGUGAUGCUGCACGCGCACCAGCUGCAGGCGAGCGAGUUCGCGAUGUCGCUGGUGUCGUGCCGGCUGGGCGACGACCCGGCGCACUACUACGCGCUCGGCACCGCCAUACUCAACCCGGAGGAGUCCGAGCCCAAGCAGGGUAGAAUAAUAUUAUUCCACUGGUCAGAGGGCAAACUGACACAGGUAGCAGAAAAGGAAAUCAAAGGCGGAUGUUACACACUUGUAGAAUUUAAUGGGAAACUACUCGCCUCAAUAAAUAGUACUGUAAGAUUAUUCGAAUGGACGUCAGAGAAGGAGUUGCGUUUAGAAUGCAGCCAUUUCAACAACAUAGUGGCCCUCUACCUCAAGGUGAAGGGUGACUUCAUACUGGUCGGUGACCUCAUGCGCUCCAUGUCACUGCUGCAAUAUAAACAGAUGGAGGGUAGUUUCGAAGAAAUAGCGCGGGACUACAGUCCGAACUGGAUGACGGCCGUCGAGAUACUAGACGACGAUACAUUCCUCGGCGCUGAAAAUAGCUUCAAUUUGUUCGUCUGUCAGAAGGACAGCGCGGCGACGACGGACGAGGAGCGGCAGCAGAUGGGCUACAUGGGGCAGUUCCACAUCGGCGACAUGGUCAACGUGAUGCGGCUCGGCUCGCUCGUGGGGCAGAGCGCCGACACCGCCGCGCCCGUCGCCAACCCCGCCCUGCUCGCCACCGUCACCGGCGCCAUCUGCCUGGUGGUGCAGCUAUCGCCGGAGCUGUACGAGUUCCUGCACCAGCUGGAGGAGCGGCUGACGCACGCGAUCAAGUCGGUGGGGCGCAUCCCCCACUCUUUCUGGCGCUCCUUCAACACGGACAUCAAGACGGAGCCGGCCGAGGGCUUCGUGGACGGGGACCUCAUCGAGAGCUUCCUCGACCUGCAGCGCGACGUGCAGCGCGAGGCCGUGCAGGGCCUGCAGAUCGACGACGGUGGUAUAAUGCGGGAUGCGACGGUGGAUGACCUAAUCAAAAUAGUAGAAGACCUUACGCGAAUACACUAAAUACUUAAUGUUUCCUUAAUAAAUAUUAUAUUUAAUUCAC
Molecule: messenger RNA, 3473 nt
Organism: Zerene cesonia (dogface butterfly)
Lineage: Eukaryota; Metazoa; Arthropoda; Insecta; Lepidoptera; Pieridae
Gene: pic
Product: DNA damage-binding protein 1
Exons: 23
Biological process (GO): DNA repair; proteasome-mediated ubiquitin-dependent protein catabolic process
Cellular component (GO): nucleus; site of double-strand break
Molecular function (GO): nucleic acid binding; protein binding
Source: RefSeq, a predicted model, not a curated record